CCAGCUGCUCAAACAAGGGUCCUCUGGAGCAGAUGAUGUGCACUCAUGGCAGAGACAAGCAGGAGCAUGAGAGCUGUGCCAGAGCUCUACCCACUCCGGGUCUCCUUGGCCUCCCCAGCCAGCGCACUCACCAGCACAGGCCCCACCACACAGCCCUCGGCUGCUGUUUUGCAACAGGAAGAAGAAAUGGCGAUGAUGACUGAGAAGCAGGGAGAUGCUCAGUAUUUCUGGAACAACACCCCUGAGAAAGGCGAUUACGAGGCUGUUGAGGCCCUGAUUUCUAUGAGCUGCAACUGGAAGACUGACCUGAAGAGACAUGCAGACAUGAGACCCAUCACCCCAGCCUCUGACAUGUCAGAGGACAGCGAUGAGACCCUGCUUCCUGGAGUGGCAGACUUCAGCACCAUCCCCGCAUUUUGCUUGACCCCUCCGUACAGCCCAUCCGACCUGGAGUUGUCCCAUACCACCCCCACACCUCGAGGAGAGGCUGAGCCGCACGCGCCCAGAGCCCUGAAGGCCCAAGCGACCAGCGUUAUUCGGCACACGGCCGAUGCUCAGCUCUGCAAUCGCAAAACCUGCCCAGCGAGAACAGCCAGUGUACUGAAAUACCAGGAUGGUGCUGCAUGGGACACUGAUAGCAAACUGGACAGCAACGAAGAGUGCUCGGCUACGGCACUGAGCAGAGUGAGUUAUGAAAGCAGACGAUUGCCAGCUGCAGAAAGAGAAACUGCAGAGCCAGCUGCUGGCCCUGAGCGCUCGACAAAGCCUGUGGUCAGCAGGCAUCCAUCUGUCCCUGGGUCAGCACAGCAGCCAGCACCGGUGGCAGCCCCGUGCUCUGUCCUGGGAAACGCAGCCCCCCCCGUGCCGGUCAUUUGCCAGAUGGUCCCACUGCCCACCAGCAACUCUGUCAUGACUGCUGUGGUGCCUGGUGCUGCAGCCAGCCGGCCACCUGCGCUCUGCCAGCCCAUGGUGCUCAUGGGCACACAGGUCCCCAAGGGCGCCGUCAUGUUCGUUGUGCCCCAGCCAGUUGUGCCGAGCGCGAAGGCUCCGAUCCUCAGCCCAAAUGGCAUGAGGCUCUCUCCUAUUGCCCCCGCUCCUGGCUUCGCACCUUCUGGAGCCAAAGUUGCUCCUCCAGUUGAUUCUUCGAGAAUAAGAAGUCAUGUUUGCAACUACCCGGGGUGUGGGAAAACUUACUUCAAGAGCUCCCAUUUGAAGGCUCACGUCCGAACACACACAGGAGAGAAGCCCUUUAGCUGCAGCUGGAAGGGCUGUGAGAGGAGGUUUGCCCGCUCCGACGAGCUGUCCCGGCACCGCAGGACGCACACGGGGGAGAAGAAGUUUGCGUGCCCCAUGUGCGAGCGGCGGUUCAUGAGGAGCGACCACCUGACGAAGCACGCGCGGCGGCACCUCUCCGCCAAGAAGCUGCCCAACUGGCAGAUGGAAGUGAGCAAGCUGAAUGACAUCGCCGUGCCGCCUCGGUCGGUGGCUGCACAGUGAAGGGACUUGGUCAGGAGGUGGCUGAUUAACUGUUGUCACUGGGGUAUGCCAGGUUAAAAAAGCAAAAAAAAAAAAAAAAAAAAAACAAAAAAUAAAACAAAAAAAAAAAAAAAAGCUUUUGCUGCAGGUCUGUGGUUCUCCAGUGCCAGCUGCUGAUGGCAGCGCUGCAGGGAGGCUGAGGCGGUCUGUGUGCAGUGACACAGCGUGGGGCUGAGAGACUCAGGCUGGCUGGAAUGGAGGGUGUCUUUUGCACUGGUAAGGAGAGAAAGGGAAGGCUCUAGAGCAGAGCAGAACGCGUUGUGCAGGUUUUGAAUUUUGCAGAUUAUUCAUAUAUGCUAUAUACAUAUAUAUAUAUAUCAGUCAAGCGUCAGUGUUGCUGAAGGUUUGCGGCUGAUGCUUGAGACCAGCAGAGAUUUUAACUGUUGGUUGUGAAUCGCCAGUACGGCACAGAUUAGAUAGACAGCAAUGUGCAGGCACAGGCUUGAAAGCCCAGGGUGUAUGUGCCAGAGGUGAUCCAAAUUGGUUUUCCUACUUGUGCUGCCUUUUCUGGGUAGGAGGGCCCAGUAGAUUUCCAGGCCCAGUGGUACAGGUGGGUUGGUGCCAUGCUCUGGGAGCUGUGGGGCCUGUCCUACAAUUGGUGCCAUGUGCCCUGGGGCCACCAGCUUUGUGCUGCUGCCCAGAAAGGGCUUCAGUGGGUGCUGAGAGGCGCCCUGUAGGCAGUAGGAGGCGGGGGGGUGAAAUGUUUGUGGAUCCUCGUUGGCUUUGUAAUAUUUUCCUGGCUUCUUUUGAAAGCUUUGUGAUUAUUACAACUGGUUAUACUGAGGCAUCGUACGGUGCUUCUGCUUUUGUGAUGCUUACAGUUUCCUUCAUACCCUCUCAAAUUCCAUACCACUGCAUUUUUCAUAAGCAGAUACAGUGUACUUUUAAGAAAAACAGUGAAACUGUAAGCUACUUGGGUCGACUGAGAGAGAAAAACAGGAACCUUAGGGUUCUUGACCAUGUUAUUCUUUGAAAGAUGGUUUAUACUAAAAAUGAGAUAUGGAUAUGUUAUGUAUUGUAUUAAAUUAGAAAGUUGUGAUUUGAAAAGUUAAACAAGGCAGUAAAGACACAGCUUAGAAUUAAAGCUGUAUAUUUUGUGACAAAUAAUGUGUCAACUUCACUCUAUUUUAUCACAUUAUGUCGAGGACACCUAUCAGAAAGUGAACCAUUUGAAAAUAGUGUAUUAGAUACGCUCUUUUGUGACUACUUUAAAGAUUUGCACAUUUCUUAUGUUGUACUUUAUACUUUGUUUACAAUAAAAGCAAUUUUCUUUAA
This is a messenger RNA of Centrocercus urophasianus (Greater sage-grouse), 2811 nucleotides long. It is a transcript of the gene KLF10, whose product is annotated as Kruppel like factor 10. Gene Ontology annotation, molecular function: DNA-binding transcription factor activity, RNA polymerase II-specific; RNA polymerase II cis-regulatory region sequence-specific DNA binding. The transcript is spliced from 4 exons. NCBI's taxonomy places the organism in Eukaryota, Metazoa, Chordata, Aves, Galliformes, Phasianidae. Bases 46 to 1497 code for a protein of 483 amino acids. The record is from RefSeq and is a predicted model, not a curated record. Gene Ontology annotation, biological process: regulation of transcription by RNA polymerase II.